GUUGGGUUAAACAUCAUGUAUCUGUGUAUCUGCUUGUAUGGCAUCUAGGACAACUCUACUGGGUUUUGUCCUUCUACUAUCAAUUAUCCACGUCGUUUCAAGGCAAUGCAGAGGAUCAUUCCGUUGUUGUUUUGGAUAUAAGUGGGAUGAAACUACAAGAUCUUGUAUGAAAUGUGAUGUGGGAUACACUGGAGUUGAAUGUGAUGUGCCCUGUCCAUAUCCUUAUUAUGGGGAGCAUUGCCAACAAAGGUGUCUGUGUAAAAAGGAGAGCUGUAACAUUUCAUUUGGCUGCGUUUUGGCCAAGGACAUAUUCCCAGUGGAAGAGAAUUCUUUAACUAUCAGUUCAGUUUUCACAACAAAAUCCCUUCCCUCAAAGCGCAAAUAUUUGGGUAACAUAUUCGCAGUAGGAAUAAUACGGGAGAAUGUUGUAACCUUUCCUCAGACAAAUUCCUCAGACUCAAUGCUCAAUCGUUCAGAUACUUUUUCUACACCCGAAUCCAGAAGCAGUCUAUCCACCACACUAAUCAUCUACCUUGUACCUUUAAUUUUGUUUGUGAUUUUGGUGAUAGCUGUACUUGUUGUUUAUAAAGCUGUCAAAAAACCGGGAAGCAAAAUUACAAACACAGUAUACUAUGAACUCAUUCACCAUGACAGGGUACAGGUAUCAGACCAUGCACCAAUGAUAAACACAAACAUAAAUAACAAAGGAGGAUACGCUGAAUUGAAAGUUAUUAGUAAGAACUGAGUGCUUUAGAUUUGAAUUUCUGUGACAAUAUGCAAUGGUUAUUGAAAAAUUUAAUAAAGUGUUCUAAUUGAUAAAUCACAUUUUUAGGUGAUCGGCAAUUAGUUGUCGAAUAAAUUUUUAGUAAAUGUGUGCAUUCUAGUAUUACACCAUUACAAAUCAAGUGUUUGAUCAAUAAAAUUGAUAUAUUUUGAUACAAG
Saccostrea cuccullata (small rock oyster) is the source of this 942-nucleotide messenger RNA. RefSeq names its product protein draper-like. The record is from RefSeq and is a predicted model, not a curated record. The transcript has 5 exons. The coding region runs from base 38 to 745 and encodes 235 amino acids. NCBI's taxonomy places the organism in Eukaryota, Metazoa, Mollusca, Bivalvia, Ostreida, Ostreidae.